UUUAAAGAGCCAAAACUACACGUAAACGUAUUAGAAUUAUUUUCAACCUUUCCCUGACGCUUCCCACUCUUAUUCCAAGGCUUUUGCCUUCCGAUUCCACGAAGAAGAACUUUCUCGCAGGGCGUGGUGGGAUAGGAGACUCCUCGGUGGAGGACUGAAACAGUGCCCCAGCUGGCCGGCUAGCAGCAGAGAAGAUGGCUGCAGAGGGGAUUUUGAGGCCACUGUCUGAAAACAGAGCACCGUUUGUCAUGUUGAACGACGACUAGCCAGCGUGUCACCCCGGAGCUUCGGCUGCUCGGUUCCGCCCGUGUUCGUCGGCGUGGAUUAAAACGACAUGGGGUCGCAGACUCUCCAGAUCCUGAGGCAGGGGGUCUGGGCUUCAGUCACAGGCGGAUGGUACUACGACCCCGACCAGAACACAUUCGUCAACGCUUUACAUCUCUACAUCUGGCUGUUUCUGCUAUGUUUCCCCUUCACGCUGUACAUGGCCCUGCCGCCCACCAUGGUGAUCGUGGGAAUCUACUGUGGUGUGAUCGCUGCCAUCUUCCUGCUGCUGAAGACGGUGAAUUACCGCCUCCACCAUGCCCUGGAUGAGGGGGAGGUGGUGGAGCACCAAGCCAAGGAGAAUCAGGGCAGCAGAGGUGGCACCGAGGGGGCCAACGAUGGAGGCGUCACCCGCCGGGAGGACAGGAACGGCCCGGGGAACUCCUAUAUAGGGAUGGAGUCUAACCAGCAGCUUGCAUCCUCACACGGGAGAGCAACAGCUGUUAAAGGAGAUGUGGGAAAAACCUCGGACGAUGUCAGUUUGACUCUUGUCGAGAGCUGCAGUCACGAUCAUGAUUUACUCUCGGACACAAAGAUGUUCUGCCUUGUUCCCAACGAUUCCUUCGCCUCCCUGCAGCCGUCCACCUCCCUGUGUCCUUCAGAGCUGUCCAGGGAGCCUGCUGACCUGUGCAACUCCGCCGCUUAUCACUUCAGCCUGUCGCACUCGUCCUGCGACACGGAGGUGAUCCCCCACGGACCCAUGCAGUCUCAGAGCUUCAGGAAGGAGCCCCGUACCCGGGGCCUGCCUCGGACCUCCAGCUCGGCGGGCUCCGCUUUCCCGGACCCGUGCCUGCCAGACUUUGGCUUGUACCCGCCGCCCAGGAGGGUGGGCCUCGACCCCGUGUGCGAGCUCGAGGCCGCCAGGCCACACCGACCAGCAGCGGGCGACAGAGAGGGGGCCGAGCAGCUUUACCAGCAGGACCCGGCCGUGCCCUCCACCUCCGGGGUGGAAUGCUACAGGCACAAAGAGCCCCGCCGGGUCGCUCGCUCGGUCUCCAGGGAGGCCGGCGAAGGCAGCCCGGGCCUGUACCAGGUGGAGGCGGGCGCGGGCGGGAAAGCCUCCAGCGGAGGGGGGAAGUCCCGGGGAGGGGAGCGCAGUGCCGACAGCCUGAGGAGCCUCAGCACCCGGAGCAGCGGCUCCACGGAGAGCUACUGCAGCGGCACCGACCGCGACACCAACAGCACGGUCAGCAGCUUCCACAGCGAGCAGACCAGCUCCACGCACGUGGAGAGCCUGCUCUCGCUCUCGGGGGACGAGCGCGCCCGCGACCGAGCGGAGGCCGCGCCCGCCACCGCCCCCGCGGGCGGCAGGACUUCCAGCCUCGGCAGCCUGAGCUCGCGAGGCCUCGGCAACCUCCCCUCCAGAGAGGCCAACAAGAACCCCCACGCCAACGAGCUGACCGCCACACAAACCGCCGACACACCCUCCGCCGCAGGCCAGGAGCCGGCGGAGGCCGGCGGGGGCCCGGACGAGCCGGGCGUGAGGACCAGCGCCGACGGCUCUCCGGGCGCAGGGGCCACGGAACAGGAGCCAGCCAAGGACGAGGCUCUCUUAAGACCGGCCAACAUUGUCCAGAGGACUUCCUCGCUGUCGGCCGGACGGAACGGCCGCCGACAGACCAGCAAGAAACGGGCGAGCAGCUUCGACGCCAGCCGCCACCGGGACUACUUGUCUUUACGCGGCGUGGCUAAGCCCUGCUGUGCUGUCUUUACUGGUGGAGAGGAGGACUCUAGCGAUCAGAGUGAACUCAGCUGUGCCUCCAGUCUGCACUCCGCCCACCAUGUAAGUACAGACAGCUCAUCCAGCACCACCUCCCGCUCCCGCCACUCAUCAGAGGGCCACCUCAGGGCCCGGAAAGCCAAGCAUGCAGCAGCCAACGCACCCUCCUCCUCUUCCUCCUCCACAGUAAAAGCCGCGCGCUCUGAGGCGGGCGCGCGCAGCGGGGGCAGGCGGCGCGCCUCCCGCCGCGUGCCCAGCACAGGUAGCGCCAAAACGCAUGCCCGAGUGUUGAGUUUGGACAGUGGCACCGCCGCUUGCCUUAACGACCCCAGCCGCCUGGGCGCCCCACCGGGGCCCCGGCCCCUCACCACCUCCAAGUCGGACUUGGAAGCCAAAGAAGGGGAAGUCCUGGAUGCCGCUUCUCUGCUGGGUCGGGCAUCCCAGCUGGAGUCAGUGACCCGCUCCAGAAACAGUCUGCCAAACCAGACAGCUUUCACUGAGCCUCAGGACGCCACCGCUGCUUCACUGCGGGCACCUGGAAGCGAAGAGACGGUCAUAUUCCGUCGUGAACGUAGCACGUUUCGUCGGCAGGCCAUGCGGCGGCGGCACAAUGCAGGGAGUAACCCCACCCCUCCCACCUCGCUCAUUGGAUCUCCUCUCAGUCUUCAGGAGGCCCUCAGCCAGGCCUCCCAGCCUUCUACUUCCCAGGUGAAAAGCCAGCCAUCCAGAACCCCGUCCCAGGUGACCGUGCUGAGCACGAGCACCUCCCUGCUGGCCAAGAACGGAAGCGCGCACCUGGAAGGCUCUCAGGACAAGGCCUCAACUGUCGGCGCCACCAGCUUGCAGGACGACUUUGGAAAACUGACCCCCUCCUUAUACGAGGCCGGUGGAUGCGACAUGUCUCUGGUCAAUUUUGAACCCGCAACCAGACGAGCCUCCAAUAAUCUAUGGGAUACUGACUCCCACCUCUCCAGUUCUACCUCAGUUCGCUUCUACCCUCACGACCUGAUCUCCCUCCCUCAGAUCCGUCUAAAUCGCCUGCUGACAAUGGACCCAGAGCUGCUAGAGCAGCAGGACGGCGAUCUCAGCCCGGAGCUCCAGGACACACCACUGGGACCAGAGGACACUACAGCCUCUGCUGCUGCUGGCAAAGCCAAGCAGUAUUACCGCCUGUGGCUUCUCCCCUACCUGUGGGUAGGCCUGCACUUUGACCGGCUUACCCUGCUGGCACUGUUUGACAGGAACCGUGAGGUUUUGGAGAACGUGCUGGCAGUGGUGCUCGCCGUCCUGGUGGCCUUUCUUGGUUCGGUGCUGCUCGUCCACGACUUCUUCACGGACAUCUGGGUCUUUCAGUUCUGCCUCGUCAUUGCAAGUUGCCAGUAUUCCCUGUUAAAGAGUGUUCAACCAGACUCCUCAUCACCCCGACAUGGCCAUAAUCGCAUCAUAGCGUACAGCCGGCCUGUGUACUUCUGCCUGUGCUGCGGCCUCAUUUGGCUGCUGCACUACGGCAGCCUGAAGAUCACUUCGUCGCGCAUCACCCUUUACGGAGUGGCGCUCACCAGCUCCCUGGUGCUCACCUCCGCCAGAGACCUCGUCAUAGUCUUCACUCUGUGUUUUCCCAUCAUCUUCUUCGUGGGGCUGCUGCCACAGGUCAACACGUUCGUCAUGUACCUCUUCGAGCAGCUAGACAUCCACGUGUUCGGGGGCAAUGCCUCCACAAGCCUUCUGUCGGCGCUGUACAGCGUGCUGCGCAGCGUCGUCACCGUUGCUCUGCUCUACGGCUUCUGUUACGGAGCCCUUAAGGAGACCUGGGAGCCUCAGCACAUCCCCGUCUUAUUCUCUGUGUUCUGCGGCCUUUUGGUGGCAGUGUCGUACCAUCUGAGCAGGCAGAGCAGCGACCCCUCUGUCCUCAUCUCACUGAUACAGUCCAAGAUUUUACCCAAUUUAAGAGACAAGAACCCAGAGGACCCCCUGUCAGAGGUGCAGGACCCUCUGCCAGAGAAGCUGAGGGCCUCAGUGAAUGAGCGCCUGCAGUCAGACCUGAUCGUCUGUGUGGUGAUUGCAGUCCUUUACUUCGCCAUCCACGUCAGCACAGUAUUCAUAGCCUUGCAGCCUUUCCUCAGUUAUGUCCUGUACGCCCUGUUGGGGACGGUGGGCCUGCUCACACACUACCUUCUGCCUCAAGUCCGAAAGCAGCUGCCCUGGUACUGCUUCUCCCACCCUCUGCUCAAGACCAAGGAGUACUAUCAGUUUGAAGUCAGAGACGCGGCCCACGUUAUGUGGUUUGAAAAGCUCCACGUGUGGCUGCUGUUCGUGGAAAAGAACAUUCUCUAUCCCCUGGUCAUCCUGAACGAGCUGAGCGGCAGCGCCCGAGAACUGGCCAGCCCAAAGAGGCUCGAUACCGAGGUCGGUGCUUUGAUGAUCACGAUUGCGGGCCUGAAGCUGCUCCGCUCCUCCUACAGCAGCCCGACCUACCAGUACAUCACCAUCCUCUUCACCGUCCUCUUCUUCACCUUCGACUACCGUCACCUGUCCGAGACGCUGCUGCUCGACCUCUUCCUCAUGUCCAUCGUUUUCACCAAGUUGUGGGAGCUGUUUUACAAGCUGCAUUUUGUCUACACCUACAUUGCUCCGUGGCAGAUCACAUGGGGCUCGGCCUUCCACGCCUUUGCUCAGCCGUUCGCUGUGCCUCACUCGGCCAUGCUGUUCGUCCAGGCCGUAGUGUCGGCGGUCUUCUCCACACCCCUCAACCCCUUCCUCGGCAGCGCCAUCUUCAUCACCUCUUACGUCCGCCCUGUCAAGUUUUGGGAGCGAGACUAUAACACCAAAAGAGUUGAUCACUCAAACACUCGACUGGCCUCUCAGCUGGACAGAAAUCCAGGCUCAGACGACAACAAUCUGAACUCCAUCUUCUACGAGCACCUGACCCGCUCCCUGCAGCACAGCCUUUGUGGAGACCUCCUCCUGGGCCGCUGGGGGAACUUCAGCACCGGGGACUGCUUCAUCCUGGCCUCCGACUACUUGAACGCUCUGGUGCAUCUCAUCGAGAUCGGCAAUGGUCUGGUCACCUUUCAGCUCCGCGGGCUGGAGUUCAGAGGAACCUACUGCCAGCAGAGGGAAGUCGAGGCCAUCACCGAGGGCGUUGAGGAGGACGAGGGAUGCUGCUGCUGCGAGCCGGGCCACCUGCCUCACGUCCUGUCCUUUAACGCCGCUUUCGGCCAGCGCUGGCUGGCCUGGGAGGUGCUGGUCACCAAAUACGUUCUGGAGGGCUACAGCAUCACCGAUAACAGCGCCGCCUCCAUGCUGCAGGUGUUCGACCUGCGCCGCAUCCUCACCACCUACUACGUUAAGGGUAUUAUUUACUACGUCGUCGCUUCCCCCAAACUGGAGGAGUGGCUGGGCAAUGAGACCAUGAAAGACGGGCUGCGGGGCUGCGGCGAGAGGAACUACGUCGACCUGGACCCCACCUUCAACCCCAACAUCGACGAGGACUACGACCACCGGCUCGCAGGCAUCUCCAGGGACAGUUUUUGCGGGGUCUACUUGGGUUGGAUCCAGUACUGCAACUCUAGAAGGGCCAAGCCGCUUGACAGCGAGAAAGACUCUAACCUGGUGCUGCUCUGCUUCGGCCUGUGCGUGCUGGGAAGGAGAGCUCUGGGCACUGCAGCCCAUCACAUGUCCAGCAAUCUGGAGUCUUUCCUCUUUGGACUCCACGCACUGUUUAAGGGGGAUUUCCGAAUCUCGUCGGUGCGGGACGAGUGGAUCUUCGCCGACAUGGAGCUGCUCAGGAAAGUCGUGGUACCUGGAAUCCGAAUGUCUCUCAAGUUGCACCAGGACCACUUCACCUCCCCGGACGAGUACGACGAGCCAGCUGUUCUUUUCGAGGCCAUCUCCGCCCACCAGCAGAACCUGGUCAUCGCUCACGAAGGCGACCCCGCCUGGAGGAGCGCCGUGCUGUCCAACGCCCCCUCCCUCCUCGCCCUGCGCCAUGUCCUUGACGAAGGCACCAACGAGUACAAGAUCAUAAUGCUCAAUCGACGAUACCUCAGUUUCCGCGUCAUCAAGGUGAAUAAAGAAUGUGUCCGAGGCCUCUGGGCGGGACAGCAGCAGGAGCUGGUGUUCCUGAGAAACAGGAACCCAGAGCGUGGGAGCAUCCAGAACGCCAAACAGGCCCUGCGUAACAUGAUCAACUCGUCAUGUGACCAGCCGAUCGGAUAUCCAAUCUACGUGUCUCCGCUGACCACCUCCUACUGCAACUCGCACCCACAGCUCGGACACAUCUUGGGAGGCCCCAUCAGCAUCGCCAACAUCCGCAACUUUGUCGUCAGCACCUGGCACAGGUUACGGAAGGGCUGUGGUGCCGGCUGUAACAGCGGAGGGAAUAUCGAGGACUCGGACGCCGGGGGGCUGUCGAGCGGCAGCGGAAAUGCGACCGGCGGCGACUCUCAGCAAAGCUCCAUGUCGCAGGGUGGUAACUCUGGACCUGCUCCCCCUCAUUCAUACCAGCCACAUUCUCUGGGCACCAGUCAGAGUUCUCAGUCUGUUCAGUCCGGCCUGGUGCGCCACUCCCCCGCCCGAGCCUCGAUGGCCAGCCAGUCGUCGUCGUACCGCUACAGCAGCAGCCGCCACUCCUCCCUCCGCACCUCCACCACGGGCCUGGAGCCCUGCCGCCGCUCCUCCACCAGCCAGCUGUCCCUGCGCACGCUCCCCACCUCCCUGCAGCUGCGCCUGGGCUCCACCUCCGACCCCGCCGGCCCCUCGUCCUCGCUCUCCAGCCACAGCAUCCCGCCCUGCAAGCGCCACACGCUGGUGGGGCUCCUGGGCAACGACGGCCUGUGCAACGCCGUGACGGACCCCCUCAGCCAGCAUCACCACCACCACCAUCACAACCCCUGCUUCUCCACCGCGCGGAGAGACGACAUCUCCUACAGAGUGCAGAUUGUGGACUUGAGUCAGGUGCUGGAGAACAUCAACCUAUCGAAGCGGAAGGAGCUGCAGUGGCCCGACGAGACCGUGAGACUAAGGGCAGGACGGACUUGCUGGAGAGACUGGAGCCCCGUCGAGGGCAUGGAAGGGCAUGUGAUUCACCGGUGGGUGCCUUGUAGUCGAGACCCAGCCAAUCGUUCCCAUAUCGACAAGACCAUCCUGCUGGUACAGGUGGAAGAUAAGCUAGUGCCCAUUAUUGAGACUGGGGUCAUUGAGUUGGGCGCAGAGGACGCCGCAGCCUGCAGCAAACAGGGAAGAGGAGCUUUCACCUCCCCACGUUCCUCAAUCGCUUUGUGGGUAAGGAAGCCAGGGAAAAGUGCAACCACAGGCAGAGUAUACACUUAUCCAACAUGCUUUAAUGCAGCAGCACACAUCCACAGUAUCUGCCUUGCGUUGUCUCAGAAAUGCUGCAUGACAGUAAAAAAAAACAAAAACAAAAAGAAAGAAAAAGAAAAGAAAAAACCUUAA
Menidia menidia (Atlantic silverside) is the source of this 7498-nucleotide messenger RNA. The record is from the annotation of a GenBank genome assembly. NCBI's taxonomy places the organism in Eukaryota, Metazoa, Chordata, Actinopteri, Atheriniformes, Atherinopsidae.